AUGAAGAAGGCGAUCACUUGCUGCGCUGUCGAUGCCCGCUUCGGCCUCCAUCGCGCAUCUCAUCUCAUCUCGUCGUCGUCCUUGUCGUCCUUGUCCUCGUCGUCCCGAGUAGAUGAAACUUGCUGGGAAGGUCGUUCUUCCUGCCACUUUCGGACUCGGUUAACUCGUCGGAAGAAGAAGAAGCAGCAGAAGAUGCGAUGGUACGAUGCAAAAAGCGAUAUCAAAUACGGACUUGCUCGUGUCUGGCAGCAGGCAGACAGGCCAACGUCGCGGAUGAGAUGCCCCCUCGCAAACGCACAGCAGCACCUGCAGGCCGUGGGACAGACUGGGAUCCUGACACCUCAAGCCCAAACCAACCCUGCCCACCCCCGGUCUUCGGGGACCCCUUUUUCCAACCCCCCCAGUCAAACGUCGCCGACCACCACUGGUUCGCCUCGUAUAGCUAUAGCCGGUCCCAGGCUCCGACGGUGGCACCACCACGUUGAUCCAGCAAAGCGGAAUAUAAAGCAGUCUGAUGGGAUUUUAGAAACAAGAGCCUGCUCGGCUUAG
Trichophyton rubrum CBS 118892 is the source of this 549-nucleotide messenger RNA. RefSeq lists its product as uncharacterized. NCBI's taxonomy places the organism in Eukaryota, Fungi, Ascomycota, Eurotiomycetes, Onygenales, Arthrodermataceae. The transcript is spliced from 2 exons. The coding region runs from base 1 to 549 and encodes 182 amino acids. The record is from RefSeq and is a predicted model, not a curated record.